This is a messenger RNA of Melanotaenia boesemani (Boeseman's rainbowfish), 1932 nucleotides long. Its product is annotated as calsenilin-like. The record is from RefSeq and is a predicted model, not a curated record. Bases 335 to 1111 code for a protein of 258 amino acids. The transcript has 11 exons. Gene Ontology annotation, molecular function: DNA-binding transcription repressor activity, RNA polymerase II-specific; calcium ion binding; RNA polymerase II cis-regulatory region sequence-specific DNA binding. Gene Ontology annotation, cellular component: voltage-gated potassium channel complex; nucleus. Gene Ontology annotation, biological process: negative regulation of transcription by RNA polymerase II; regulation of potassium ion transmembrane transport. NCBI's taxonomy places the organism in Eukaryota, Metazoa, Chordata, Actinopteri, Atheriniformes, Melanotaeniidae.
CUCUAUAAAUUGUUUGCCUCCCCUUCACUUGUUGAGAGCAGCUCGUGUACUUUCUGUAUCUGCUAAAGAACACGACCUUCCUGCAGCCCACUGACAGAAUAAUUUUUCUUCAGUUUUCAGCUUGUAGACUGCGUCAGCACAUGACGAUUAUAGUUUUAUGGUGUUUAUCCUCUGCUCAUCGUGUGAACACAGGACACUGAGCAGCUCUGCUCCUCCUUCAUCUGCUGUCUCUCUGUCUGUGCAGGCUGCUGCUGCUGCUCACUGAGGGUCGUUUGAGGAGCGCGUGAGGGUUGCAGCGACUUUUCUUCAAAGCAGCAUCAGAGAUCCAGACACAAUGCAGGCAGACAAGAAGGCAGUGGACGGCGAUUUGCUGCCAGAUGCCAAUGGCAAAGAUCCAAACCCAGGCGGACAGACGGAGGACUCCAAAUGGCAGAGACCACGGCUCUCACGGAAAUCGCUGAUGAAGUGCUGCCUUGUCAAGUGGAUAAUCGCCAGCACCACACAACAGGGGCCAGACGAUGACAGCAGUGACAGUGACCUCGAACUUUCCAUGGUGCGUCAUCAACCAGAAGGCCUUGAGCAGCUCCAAGCCCAGACCCAGUUCACCAGGAAGGAGCUCCAGUCACUUUACAGAGGCUUCAAAAAUGAAUGUCCUAGCGGGUUAGUGGAUGAAGAAACUUUCAAAUCCAUCUAUUCACAGUUCUUCCCACAAGGAGACGCCACCACAUACGCACAUUUCUUGUUCAACGCAUUUGACAUGGACAGAAAUGGUUCCAUCCGAUUUGAGGACUUUGUAUUAGGAUUGUCGGUAUUGCUUCGAGGCUCUGUGACAGAGAAACUUCGUUGGGCUUUUAAUCUAUAUGACAUCAACAAGGAUGGCUAUAUCACUAAGGAGGAAAUGUUGGCAAUAAUGACAUCCAUUUACGACAUGAUGGGCAGGUACACUUUACCCAGUGUUCGGGAUGAUUCUCCCUUUGAGCAUGUGGAGAAAUUCUUCCAGAAAAUGGAUCGAAACAGAGACGGAGUGGUGACAAUAGAGGAAUUCAUAGAAACCUGCCAAAAGGAUGAAAGUAUAAUGGCUUCCAUGCAGCUCUUUGAAAAUGUCAUUUAGUUUAAAGUGGUAACACUGCACAGUGCUUCCAGCCCCAGACAUCCAGGCCCAAAUAAUGUAAUUUAUUUUCAACAGAAGAUACUGGGCCAUGCAACACAAAGAACAUGUUUAAAUAAACUGCUAUGUCACCGUUCCAUGCAAAGAAAUCUGCAGGGUCCACCAAAUCACACCAAGAGAAAUGUUUCUUUGCAUGAGUGUCUUACCUCUUUUUAUUUAAUUUUAUUUACUUUGCAUAAAAUCACGGCCGAAUCUGCAUGAACGUUCCUCUGACAUUAAAAAGCAUGUGAUGCAAACUUCUUAGACACAGACAAAAAGAUAUUAUGGAUUUUUUAUUUGUUUGUUUUUUGUAGGUCUUAAAAUUUUGAAGAAGUGAAAAUAUUUAGUUACUGUAUCGCACUGUGAUUUUAUGUGUGUGUGUGUGUGUGUGUGUGCGUGUGUGUGUGUGUGUGUGUGUGUGUGUGUGUGUGUGUGUGUGAUUAAACCUGUGAAGACAAACAUCCUAAUUUACCAAGUGUUUGUCCUACUGAAUCACUUCUGUUUUAUGUUCUACCUUUACACACAACCUGUGUGUGACAAGCAACCUAAAUAUACUAAAUGCUCCCCAAAUGCACAUCUUUAUUUUGGAUGUAGUUUUUACUAAUUUAUAGUAGUACAAAGUUGUGGGAUGUCCCAUUCAAAAUAACAUAUUUGAUGAAUCAUAAUAUCUACCCUAUGCAAAUUGUAAUAUCUAGCAUUUAAAUUUGAUAAUCAAUUUGUUGCAUUAUUGUUGGUGUAUGUAACUGUGAAGAAGCAAAAAAGCAAUAAAGCAAAGUUUUAAACAA